CCGCCCACCGACAGCAGCCGCCUCCUGCUCCCCACGCGCUUCAGGCGCCACUAUGUCGGGCGACAAGCUUCUGAGCGAACUCGGCUAUAAACUGGGCCGCACGAUAGGCGAGGGCAGUUACUCCAAGGUGAAGGUGGCCACGUCCAAGAAAUACAAGGGCCCGGUGGCCAUCAAGGUGGUGGACCGGCGGCGCGCGCCGCCAGACUUCGUCAACAAGUUCCUGCCACGCGAGUUGUCCAUCCUUCGGGGCGUGCGGCACCCGCACAUCGUGCACGUCUUCGAGUUCAUCGAGGUGUGCAACGGGAAGCUGUACAUCGUGAUGGAGGCGGCCGCCACCGACCUACUGCAGGCCGUGCAGCGAAACGGGCGCAUCCCCGGGGGGCAGGCACGCGACCUCUUCGGGCAGAUUGCCGGUGCUGUGCGCUACCUGCACGACCACCACCUGGUGCACCGCGACCUCAAGUGCGAAAACGUGCUGCUGAGCCCUGAUGAACGCCGCGUCAAGCUCACUGACUUCGGCUUCGGCCGUCAGGCGCAUGGCUACCCCGACCUGAGCACCACCUACUGCGGCUCGGCCGCCUACGCGUCGCCCGAGGUACUCCUCGGCAUCCCCUACGACCCCAAGAAGUACGACAUAUGGAGCCUGGGUGUUGUGCUCUACGUCAUGGUCACCGGGUGUAUGCCCUUCGACGACUCCGACAUCGCCGGCCUGCCCCGGCGUCAGAAGCGCGGCGUUCUCUACCCCGAUGGCCUCGAGCUGUCUGAGCACUGCAAGGCCCUAAUAGCCGAGUUGCUGCAGUUCAGCCCGACGGCCAGGCCCUCCGCGAGCCAAGUAGCGCGCAACUGCUGGCUGCGUUCGGAGGACUCCGGCUAG
Messenger RNA from Globicephala melas (long-finned pilot whale), 874 nucleotides. It is a transcript of the gene TSSK6, whose product is annotated as testis specific serine kinase 6. The record is from RefSeq and is a predicted model, not a curated record. Gene Ontology annotation, molecular function: protein serine/threonine kinase activity; ATP binding. Lineage: Eukaryota; Metazoa; Chordata; Mammalia; Artiodactyla; Delphinidae. Gene Ontology annotation, biological process: protein phosphorylation; intracellular signal transduction. Gene Ontology annotation, cellular component: cytoplasm.